Messenger RNA from Fomitiporia mediterranea MF3/22, 2237 nucleotides. RefSeq lists its product as uncharacterized. The transcript has 3 exons. The coding region runs from base 34 to 2106 and encodes 690 amino acids. NCBI's taxonomy places the organism in Eukaryota, Fungi, Basidiomycota, Agaricomycetes, Hymenochaetales, Hymenochaetaceae. The record is from RefSeq and is a predicted model, not a curated record.
GUAUUCGAACCACCAUCAUCUCCCGCGUCUGCUAUGGCCCAGCAUGCUCCCACUCCCGGAAGUCCUUUCCCCCGCGUACGAUCACCCUCUCUGCAGCAGUCAGGGUCCCCAGCCAUGCCUAUUCCCAGAAUCUCGCAUGACCUUGAACCCGAGCAAGACGUGAACGAGGCUGGAGGAUGGUCUCCCGGAUCCGACUACAGCCUUUCUUCCGAUAGUCAGUCCAGCGAUUCGUCUUCUAACGCUUCCGAGUUUUCAUCCCCACCGACACUUGCAGCUCCUCAAGGCAAACACGUGAAAAAGCUUGUUGAAUCUGCUGAAGAUGAUAUCAAAUACGGCGUACUCAUGCAAGAGUCAGAAGAGAGGAUUGCAGAACGCAAGCAGUAUGCAGAAAGGAUGCGUUCAAUCGCACUGGCUCGAAAAGCGACCGUGAAACAGCUGCGGGAUGAAAUGGAGACGUUUCAAGAAUCAACGGACCGUCGAAUCAACAGCAUGGAAUGGAAGCUCAAGACCUUCGAGAACAAAAUGGGUCAAGACGUUCAAGACGUUCGUGGAAGACUGCAAAACGUCGGACAGCAAGUGCAAGACGUUGGCACACAAGUUGCGGAAGUUCGCGCUGAAACGGGUUCCCGUAUUGAAAAAUUGGAACGUGCGAUUACUGAGAAGAAUGCCGAAAAUUAUGAGGAUAUAAUACGUCGACGGACUGCCGACCUAGGCCGUCAAGCGUUUUACAAGGGCAUGGUCCAUUUUCUGGACGCUUACAAUCACGGCACCACGACUAGCGGGAACCGAGCCCAAGGCACUGCACCCAACGUACCUUACGGUCAAGUGCCAAUUCCAGGACUUACUACGCCUGUGCCAUCUGGAACCUUCACUUUCCAAGCGCCUAGUCAGCAAGCGCCGGUCCCUGGAUAUCAAACGUAUCAACAGCAGGCUCCGGUGCAAGCUUACCAAGUUCCUAGCGGUGCUACGUACAUUCAGCCGCCACCUUCACCAUUCGGUCCAAUAUUCGCAACAUUAGAUCAGCCACCCGUAUUGUUCAGACAGUCAUCUGCACCAUACAAUCAGCCACCUCCCGCGCCACAACAGGCAGAGAUCGCUCCUCAAGUUCCUCCCCGCCCCCCGAACCCUUUCGUGUCCGAACGCGAUGGCAAAGUUGAUUGGGCCACGUUCUGGAGGAAGAUUGCCGAUGGACAUACCGUUGAAAUCUCAUACAGGUCCCCAGCGAGCGGAGAAAUGAUGACUAGGCAGCACAAGACGAUUACCUGGGAUACCAUCCAGCGCUGGAAGAACACCAUGCCGAUGUAUAUCGGCGAUCUUCGUAGGCAAGCAGACGAGAUACUCGACCAGUACCCUUUGCAAGAGGAGCCGUCAACGCCAAGGAGCCUGCGUCAGGCUGUCACCUCAGGUCUUCAGAUGUUGAGACGUCAGGAGUCCGAAUCUACGAGCCCGAGGUCGGCAUCUACUCCUUUCGAAAACAUCGAAGCGCAAGGUACGGCAGGGUCGUCUCAGCUGGGUUCUUCAACUUCCCCAGGCACACCAGGCUCUCCAGCUUCGCUGAUGUCAACUUCGCCUGUUGCGGCUGGUCAAGAGACGCAAGAUCAAUAUACUGCGAAGAUCAAGCAGGUGGAAGCGAGGGAUUUACUCGUGAGGGCUACCGACGCAAUCCGCGCAUAUCAAAUUCUGAAGGAUUACGACUUAUUCCAACACAUCAUUGUGGAGAGUUGGCGUUUGAGGGAUUUAUGGUCUGAAGCGGCUCAUCCUUCGUACGUCAGGAUGGAUCCCCCCAUGCCGGCACGUUGGCUGAAGGCUCUGGAUAAUACAACGACUUUGAAGCGUUACUUUCCACCACACGAAGCAGACUUGAUUUCCGUCAAAUUGGUGCAACUGCACGGGGUUCUUACGAGAGAUUUUUCCUCUUGUGACGUAUACGGGAACCCCAUUCAGAAGAGACGGAGAACGGAUAAAGGGAAGAGUGGGGGCAGAGGCAGGGGGAGUGGCAGUGGCAGUGGGAAGGGGGGGAGAGGGAAAGGGAAAGGGAAAGGGAAAAUGAAAGUGAAAGAUACGGACACGCUGCAGCCAGCAGCGGGCAGCAGCCGUGGAAACUGAGAUGACCAGAAGUGAAGGUCGGACAUUCCGUGUUGGACAAUCGUUAUGCUAUCAUGUUUCUCGUGCAGUUAUGUAUUCGCCGUACCCUUGUAAAUAAUAUUCGCGCGAAUGAAAUGUAUUUUUGAACCGGU